AUGACUUGUUCCCUUUGUGGUGUGUGUGGACACAACAAGAGGGGAUGCCCAAGUAAAAAAUCUGCAGCUGGAAAUGCUACUGCUGGAGCUGCUUCAGCUGGUACUGCUUCUACUGGAACUACUGCAGCUGGAACUGCUUCUGCUGGAACUGCUGUAGCUGAUACUGCUUCUGCUGGAAAUGGUAGAGGAAGAGGAAGAGCAAGAGGAACAGGUAGAGGGGUUGGAAGAGGUAGAGGCAGUGGUUAUGGGUUGUUUCAAGCAAGUAAUGGGUUUACUUCUUUUACAAGUGGAGGACAAAAUCCAAGGGUUAUUAGCACCGGAACUAACACUAAGAGAUCCACAGCUUCAACAGAGGAAUGUGCUUACCAACCAAGAAGUGCCGGCUUGAGGUGGAUGGGCAAAAAAACCAUAAGCACAAGACAACUUCAAAGAAAUGUAGCAUCANGAACUAACACUAAGAGAUCCACAGCUUCAACAGAGGAAUGUGCUUACCAACCAAGAAGUGCCGACUUGAGGUGGAUGGGCAAAAAAGCCAUAAGCACAAGACAACUUCAAAGAAAUGUAGCAUCAAAACACAAUCUUAGUCAAGCUAGUUCAUCAUCUCAACCAACCAAGAAGCAGAAAAAGAAAUGA
Messenger RNA from Nicotiana attenuata, 633 nucleotides. Its product is annotated as methyl-CpG-binding domain protein 2-like. The coding region runs from base 1 to 633 and encodes 210 amino acids. The record is from RefSeq and is a predicted model, not a curated record. NCBI's taxonomy places the organism in Eukaryota, Viridiplantae, Streptophyta, Magnoliopsida, Solanales, Solanaceae. The transcript has 2 exons.